CUCUCCCGCUUUUCUCGCCCGCUCGCGUCGGUCUUUUCUUUGUCCGCAUCGCAUCUCCGCAUUUUCCCAGUGUCUCAGUGCCUCCAGUGCCGACAGUUUUCCUCCGAAAAAUUGUCAAAAAUAAUACAGCAAAAAAAGGAAACAAGGCAAUACAAGUAAUAAAUAAAAACCAGCCAAGAAAGGCCAACCGUGAAAAUAUAAAUAUAAAUUCCUGGCGUCAACUGUCAGCGACAGCGGCAUUUUCCAGCACAAUGUUGUUUCUGUGCAUUCGGCGAUUUUAGUGGGGCAACACAAUUUUGCGCUUGGCUUGCAAAUGUUCGAGAUGGCCCCAAAUGGAUGCAGUCGGACACUGGUGGCGGGAGCCGCCUAGAAAUCCUGGAGAGCUCGAAACCGAAACUGAAACCCCAAACCCAGAGCAAAACCAAAACCGAAACCGAAACAGAGACCGAGACCCCAGACUCGAAAAUAAUGUACUGCCGGAGUGGGCAUUAUUGAAGUAGACAACGCUUCGGCAGACCGAGUUGAGAGCACAGGGUUAAGAGCUAUUCUUGGGGGAGUCGGAGGAGUACAAUGGUCAUCCAGUGCACAUGUGAUUGCAACUGCAGUGAUAGUAGAGAUAACCGGAGCAUCAUAUCCUGCCUGCUCCCGGGCCGCAGUCAGCCGUACAAGUUGGGCUCCUCGUUCGGUGGCGAUGAUAUGGAGCAGAGGAUACCGUACUACCGCCGCCUCUCUAAUACCUCAUCGGCGCUCUACGGCAGCUGUCCCCAGCUAUUACCCAGUAGCAGUAGCACCACUAACCAUCAUUCCUGGCUGAGAAUCCCCAAGAAUCCCCUGGAAAAUCCCUCGGAGAACCCCAACGAGAAUCCCCGGCAGUACUCGAGUCUGGUGAGGCCCAAACAACGCAGUCCCGUGCUGUGCAACAAAUCCUGGUGGGUCUCAUGUCCACGGCUCUCCUAUUUACCAGCUGAGCAAACGAAAAUGCAGUCCACGACCACGCCCACCCGUCACUGCCAUGGUGGAGGAGGUGUCGCCACCCAAACCACCGGCCCACAAACCAUCAGCACACCACCCACUCUGCCCAGAUUCCCGAGCAAACGGCAUUGUGACAAUUUUGGCAGCUACGCCACAUUGCCCACCAUUGAGCAGCAGAUGCCCAUGAUGCCCCACUGCAGUCGACACGGCGGGGGUAGUGGUGUAGUGGGUGGUGCAGUUGGUCCCGGGAUGGGUGGUGUAAUGCCCGCCCCACCGCCGCCCCGUUAUGCGAAUCCCAAUUUCAAUGGUUGCUGUUAUAUGUACAACCCAAUGCCCCCGGCCCAUCAGAGCCACCUCCAGCACCAGCACGGCCAGCACCACCCACAGCACCACCAGAUGCCCCAGCACCAGCAUCAACACCACCCCCACCAGUACGCCCCGCAGUAUUGCCUCUGCGAUAAUUGGUACCAUCAGCCACCGCCGCCGCAGCAGCAGCAACAGCACCACCAACAAAGGGCCAAGAAUCUGAUGGCCAAUGGAGGCUGCUAUUUUGGCUACGAGGGGAACCACCAUCCCAGCCUGCAUGCCACGCCCCCACACCCUAGCCAUAUAACUGACGAGGAGGAUUCGGCAUUUCCAGGACUGGCCGAUCGAGAGUUCCACCUGCUGCACCGGAAUAUCCCGGCUCUGCGACGGACCGGAGUGGAUACCACACGCAUUAGACAGUACUUUUACCCCGACGGUGGCUGGGGCUGGAUCAUUUGUGGCGUGUCCUUUCUGGUCCACAUUCUGACCACCGGACUGCAGCUCAGCUACGGCCUUUUGUGGUUCUAUGCCGUCCAGUAUUUGCAUAAUACCAGUGGCAUAGAACUGCUGGGCGCCCUGAGCUGGUCAGUUUCCAUGGUGGCCACAUCGUUUGUGGUGUCCCUCUGUCGCAAGCGCUCCAUCCGCCUCCUGUCCAUCGUGGGUGGCCUGGUGAUGCCCCUGGGCAUACUGUUCACCUCAUUUGCCACGGAAUUUGGCCAGGUUGUUUUCAGUUAUGGCAUCGUCUUUGGAGUCGGGGUCGCCAUGGUGCGGGAGGCUUCCACCGUGAUGCUGGGCAAUUACUUUAAGCGGCGCCGUCAAUUCGUCGAAAUGGUGGCCAUGUCCGGCGAGGGAGUUGGCAUCGCUUUGUUCUCCGUCAUCCUGAAGGAGGGCGUAGGCAAGGCGGGCUGGCGCCUGGGCCUCCAGAUUGUCGCUGCCUUGACGGCACUCAGCUUUUUCAUGGGCCUAAUGUACCGCCCCGCCUCCCUAUAUCAUCCCCAGCGCCGUGCCAUUCAGCAUCUCAAAAAUCAGCGCAAAAAGAUGAGGGAGAAGAAGCCGAUUCUCAGCCAGGAGGUGGAGAGCACACCGAGAUACCUAUUUCUGGACAUAUCAUCACUGAAGUCGGUGACUGUUAAAAUCUUACUCAUGACCUCCAGCGUGGCCUCCUUCGGCAUCUAUACACCCAUGUUCCUAAUGGCUCUCAAUGCCGCUGAGCAGGGCUCUGAUGUGCAGGAGUUGGUUCUCCUGCAGACCUUUCUGGGAAUUUCCAUGGCCCUGGGUGUGGUUAUAGCCGGGGCCUUGCUAAGGCGAUGCUUUGUGAUCAGGCACUUUGUGAUCAACACCAAGAUUGUCACACAGCUUUUCCUGUCAAUUGUGGCCCUGGCCAUCCUCUUCCUCUCCUUUGUCAUGGGCUACACAGGCCUUUGUAUACUGAGCUGGCUCUAUGGGAUCGGCCUGGGUGGCUUCCAAUACUCCCUGAAGAUUUUGGCACUCGAACGCAUCAAGCUGAAACAUUUCUCCAAGGCUUGGGGUUUCAUCCGCGGGGUUGAGUCAGUUCCUGUGCUGAUAAGCGUUCCACUCACCUCGUUUCUGAACGAUUACUCCCUUAAAUACGGUCGGGCUGGCUAUUACAUAUGCUCGGCGGCGGCAGCCAUCUCGGGAAUUAUAAUAUUCUUCAUCAGUGAGCCCCAGCAGCAGCAGCAACAGCAGCAGUUGCACCAUCAUCAUUAUCAGCAGAGGAACGGUCAUGUGCCGACUCCCAUGUUGAUGCGCCACUCCUCCGCCCGACAGCACCGCCCCCAAUUGCCGAUGGACUACGGAUACGGGGAGUACCCCGCCCCCGAUCUGCUCAGUCGGAGCUGCAUUAGUCUCAAUCAAAUGGAGCCCUAUCUGCAGACGAACUUCUGCCAGAGGCACAUGUUGCAGCAGCAACACCAGCAGCAGCAGCAACACUCCCACUUGCAGCAGUUGGCCUGCCAGAAUCUCGACUUACAGCAGCACCAGGUGCGUGGAGCCUACCAGUUGGGCCAGGGGAGCAUCGGGGCCAAGAUGGGCAAGCGACUGCAGCGGAGUCUGUCCUUCAUCCAGCAGCACAGCAACUGCUGCGACGGGCAGAUGUACUGCAGCUGGCACAGCACCUACGAGCUGGGCUGCCACAAGAGCAACAAGAACCCAGGAUCGGCGGACCGUCAGCCAUUGAUAUGCACCUGCAGCAGUCCGAGCAGGAAUCCAGUCACCUAUGGAACAUCUGCUCCACACGGACCACCCAGCUCCACCCGCAGUCGCAGUGUUCCGGAGGGCCUUUCCACGAUGUCGCAGCAGUGUAACUGUCGGCAGGGUCCUGCCACUGUGCCUGCCCCCACAAGGGAGUUCAUCUACGUGCCGCACGCCUAUGCCUCCCUGCAACGAACGCCCCAUCGCCAUAGCCAGGGCUCGGGCUCGGGUUCGGCGGGGAAUUCGGCAUUGCGAAACAAUCCACAAUGCCGGCUCAAACGAUCCCAGUCCCUUUGCAGACCCACUGCCGUGCAGUUCGUGGAGCAAAUCACCACGUCCGUAUAAGAAAAUGCCCAGUGACGAGGACACUGGGAAAAAUUGUAAGGGAAAUGUUGGAAAAUCCUAAGAAAUGUACCAUACAAAAUGUUAGGUCUCAGAACGUGUCUCAUGCGAUUUUCUACAUUUCAAUGCAAGUUUUCCCAGUGUAUGGAAAACAUAAAAAUAAAAGGAAAAAUCGAAGAGGCCGCAACAAUUGGGUCCUAUAAAACUUAUAUUUUGGUAUUACGGUCCCACCCACACACACGACUACGUGAACCGCAUGCACAAUUUGUCAGAUCUCUUCUAGUCUUUUGUCGUAGCUCUAUUAGGAAUGUAAACUUAAAACUCCAACCGAAUGAAGUCGAAAGUGUAACUGAAGUCCCACAACCCGAAACUCGAUGAAUUUUUCAGAGAAAAUCCACACUUAACUUUACACACAUACAUACGCCUGCACUAAGCUAGGAUGAAAAUUUUACUCAUUAGCAUAUUAAUAUAUUAUAGAGAUUACAGACAGACGGAAAGCUUUAUCUUUGUCUCAAGCAGAAGUAUUCAACUUGUGGCCACUACAUAAAUAUUUAUGAGAUAAUUCAAUCGAGCGGAGAGCAGAUGAAACCGGAAAAUGGAAAACGGAAAACAAACAAACUUCUUUAAUGGUCCAUUUUAUAAACGUGCAUACAAUUUAACCACCGAAAACCGAAAAACGAAAAACGAAAACCGAUUACCGACAUAUAUACAUAUAUAAUAUAUAUAUACAAGAGGAUGUUCACAUGGACAUCAAGUCGAUCCAAUUAAACGACUCUUUUCCCCGAGGACAAGGCUGAGCU
Molecule: messenger RNA, 4631 nt
Organism: Drosophila eugracilis
Lineage: Eukaryota; Metazoa; Arthropoda; Insecta; Diptera; Drosophilidae
Biological process (GO): transmembrane transport
Molecular function (GO): monocarboxylic acid transmembrane transporter activity
Source: RefSeq, a predicted model, not a curated record